AUAAAUAAACAACUAUUGCUGGCCUAGUCACAGAACAUGCACACAUUUAAUCUAACUUUGCAAGUUGGCCCAAGCAAACAUCUUAUCAGACGCCUUAUCAGUUGUGGCUAAGUGGUUUGCAACUUUGGUCUUUCAUUGGCAACGCAGGAGUGAAGAAUUAUUUCAGUGUUUUUGUUUUAUUGAGAAACGGAUAAGCGGCAAUUGCGUGGCUAAAACUAUUCUAAAUAGCUCAACGCGAUUAAAUGUGAAAACAGUUGAAGUCAAUCGCUGACCGUUAACGCAUCACACCACAGCAAAGGAGAAAACAAAAACAAACAUGGUUGCAUUUCGAGGUGCCAAGAAUCAAGAGGAUGUCGAGGUGACAAACAUUUACGAUGACAAGAGGAUUUUUCCCGACUUUCGCAGUGGACCUUUGGACGAGUACCGCGAUAAGGCGACGUUCUGUUACAAACGCUUGAAUGUGCUGCUCGAGGGCGAAGAGCACAUACGACUUAAGCACAAAGUUUGGCAAUGGAUGGAAAAACAUCCAGAUUUCCAGCGUGAACCGGAAGCAGCAAGCCUAGAACGCACCAGAGAAUUGGCCAACAAGCGUCAUCAUUUGCUGUGGGAACAAAAGUUCUUUGAAAUCGAACAGUUUCUGACAGCGCCUCAUUUACUCUUGGCUUUUAGCCAGGCCAUCUUCAGCUAUGACUUUAGUUUCUCCGUCAAGUUCUCGCUGUCCAAUGGCAUGUUUCCCAGCACAUUGGUCUCCAAUGGCACCGAGCGUCUGGGCAAGUAUGUGGCCAAAAUAGCCGAUAAUCGCAUACUGGGUGCAUUUGCCCUCACCGAAAUAUCUCACGGCACCAAUGCAAAUGGUAUGCGCACAACUGCCACGUAUGACAACAAGACGCAGGAGUUCAUCAUUCACACACCCGACUUUGAGGCCGCCAAGUGCUGGGUUGGCAAUCUGGGCAAGACUUGCACCCAUGCCAUUGUCUAUGCCCAGCUGUAUGUGCCCGAUGACAAGCAUCAGGGCUUGAACGCAUUCCUGGUCCCCAUUCGCGAUGAACGUACUCUGAUCGCCUUCCCUGGCGUCACUGUGGGCGAUUUGGGCGAGAAGAUUGGUCUUAAUGGCAUUGAUAAUGGCUUUGUCAUGUUCAAUAAGUAUCGCAUUCCAAGGGCCAAUCUGCUCUCGAAGACCGGCGACAUCGAUCCCCAGGGCAACUACAACUCCCCCAUUAAGGACGAGCGCAAACGACUUGGCGCCUCACUCGGUGCUCUGUCCGCGGGACGUGUUAACAUCACUGCCAUCACCUAUGUGGCAUUGAGCAAGGCUAUCACCAUUGCCACUCGUUAUUCGGCUAGUCGACGUCAGUUUGGUCCCAACGACAGCAAGCUGGAGUGGCCAGUGCUGGAGUAUCAGUCGCAACAGUAUCGUCUGCUGCCACACUUGACCACCGCAUUGGCACUGCGUGUGGUAACAAUGUGGAUUGGCAAUGCCAACAUGAACAUGACCAUUAAGAAUAUGACCGGUGAGGAUACAUCGAAGUUGGGCAUGGAAAUUCAUGCCAUUUCAUCGGCCCUCAAGCCAUACACCACAUGGGCGGCACGUGAUGGCAUCCAGGAGUGUCGUGAAGCUUGCGGCGGACAUGGUUAUCUGAAGGCGACGGGUCUGGGUGACUUGAGGAACGACAACGAUGCCAAUUGCACUUAUGAGGGCGAGAAUAAUACGCUCAUUCAGCAGGCUUCCAAUUGGCUUGUGAAUUUGCGUCGCAACAAUGCCAACUUUGUGGAUGCCUCGCCCCUCGAGACUGUCUCGUUCCUUGGCGCUAUGAAUGUUGUGUUGCAGACACAAGCUCAGGAGCGGAAUGUUGCUGAAGCUCUGGAUGUGCAUAAUUUGUUGAAAGCUUUGAAUUGGCUCACCGCCUGGCAACUGGAUGCAACUGUGAAGCGUUUCGAGCAGUUGCAAUUUGCCGGCAAGGAUGCCUUCGAGACACGCAACAAUCUGCAGGUCUUUGCCGCACAAAAGUUAUCAAUCAUCUAUGCUGAGCGCACCACUUACUAUGUCUUCUACAAAUUUGUGACCGCAUUGCCGGCUUCAGCUGAGCAGCAGGUUCUGCUGAAGGUGCUGUCCUUCUACGGCGCCAACUUGAUUACGAAAUACUCAUCGUUGUUCUAUCAGGGCGGCUAUUUCCGUAAUAGCUCCCACAUUGAACUCUAUCAGGCGGGCAUUCUGGAGCAGCUGCCGGUGCUCAAGAAUGAAGCGAUUGGCCUCAUCGAUGCCAUUGCACCGACCGAUUUUAUUCUUAACUCUCCCCUGGGCAUGAGCGAUGGAAAUGUCUAUCAGCAUUUGCAGCGCACCAUUGUGUCCACUCCUGGUGUCUAUGAGCGUCCCUAUUGGUGGCGUGAUGUCACCUAUAAGAAUUAUCUGCAACGCGCCAAGUUGUAAGAUGAUAAAGAGCACAAAAGGCACAGCACAAGAAACAAAAGUCUUAUAUCUCUUAUUAGUCAAUUAAGUUUUAUUAGCCGAGUGCCUUUUAAAUAUCCACACUUACAUAUGAUCUUUCAUUUUUGACGUGUACUUUAAACAGCUUCGUAUUAAUGCGUGAUAUACAUUGUGAGCAAUAUUUGCGUUGAUCAUAGAUCACAAACAUAUUUCCAGCUUUGCUAAGUAAAUUAAUAAAACUCUUGUUGUAUUUACAAAAACUUCAA
Drosophila nasuta is the source of this 2691-nucleotide messenger RNA. RefSeq names its product Acyl-CoA oxidase 3 (gene Acox3). Bases 317 to 2428 code for a protein of 703 amino acids. The record is from RefSeq and is a predicted model, not a curated record. Gene Ontology annotation, biological process: fatty acid beta-oxidation using acyl-CoA oxidase; lipid homeostasis. NCBI's taxonomy places the organism in Eukaryota, Metazoa, Arthropoda, Insecta, Diptera, Drosophilidae. Gene Ontology annotation, molecular function: FAD binding; fatty acid binding; pristanoyl-CoA oxidase activity. The transcript is spliced from 9 exons. Gene Ontology annotation, cellular component: peroxisome.